Messenger RNA from Helobdella robusta, 531 nucleotides. RefSeq lists its product as hypothetical. The record is from RefSeq and is a predicted model, not a curated record. Bases 1 to 531 code for a protein of 176 amino acids. The transcript has 3 exons. NCBI's taxonomy places the organism in Eukaryota, Metazoa, Annelida, Clitellata, Rhynchobdellida, Glossiphoniidae.
AUGACGUGUGACGUGAACUUGUGUAGCACAUCAUUGGACCACGCACAACUGCCCUUGAUACUUGGACAGCAGCAGCAACAGCAACAACUGCGCAAUUUAGCACCUCACUACAGCAUCAACCACAGCAUCGACAACAACCUCUUUCUGGGCAUCAACGACGAUCGCAACCACUCUAACAACAACAACAAUGGCGAUUCUCUGGCUAGUGAUGAUGAUGAGGAAGAAGAUGGCAGUUUUGAUGAUGAUGGUUAUGCUAUGCUAAAUACAGUUGAGCAAUUGAAAUUAUUUUACGAAUACACAAAAAUAAAUAUUAUAAGUUAUAGUGAUGUGGACGAACGGAAAACCAUUGAAAUGAUACAAAACGCAACUGAUUCAAAUAAUGAAUGGCACAUGCACACGAGGAAGGAAGGCUUAACGUGGGCCGUGAGAAUCAACGAUCUUAUUAGACGCAAGGGUCAAAAAGUUAUGCGAAUCUAUCCAAUAUUCUGGGAUUGGCUCGUAUCGCAACAAAACGUAUUUUUAAUUUGCUGA